AUGUAUGGUCUUUACCCCUCUUCAGCACCAGGUGCUACUUCAUACUACGGCGUCCUAAAAAUCACCGACAUCCAACACGCAGAUGGCAGCCCCAUCAAAGUCCAAAAGACACUCAACAUCGCUUUCAAGGCACCCGUGGCAAUUAUUGGGAACCAAGAUUUCAAUCUGACGCUUGAUCCUUGGGUAGAGAUCACUCCCACAACCACCAACAACGAGAUAGACCCGUCGACGUUUGACGUAGCGGCAAAACUGCCGUUCCCUAAGCCUUAUACGAUUAAUGAUCGGUUCGCCAUUGAUAUUAGCUUCGGUGGUGAUAUAACGGAGGACACCAAGCGCUAUAUUGAGUCAAUUGUGAUCACUCAGGAUUCCGAAUAA
Messenger RNA from Pseudogymnoascus verrucosus, 375 nucleotides. RefSeq lists its product as uncharacterized. Lineage: Eukaryota; Fungi; Ascomycota; Leotiomycetes; Thelebolales; Thelebolaceae. The record is from RefSeq and is a predicted model, not a curated record. The coding region runs from base 1 to 375 and encodes 124 amino acids. The transcript has a single exon.